Laccaria bicolor S238N-H82 is the source of this 1484-nucleotide messenger RNA. RefSeq lists its product as uncharacterized. The coding region runs from base 1 to 1320 and encodes 439 amino acids. The transcript has 9 exons. Lineage: Eukaryota; Fungi; Basidiomycota; Agaricomycetes; Agaricales; Hydnangiaceae. The record is from RefSeq and is a predicted model, not a curated record.
AUGCACGCUGGAGGCGGUUGUGGAACUCAAAUUCACCCGGCAAGUAGGACUGGAUCGACUUUCGGUUGCACCAUGGCUACUAGUAGCAUUGCUAGCCUGACAGCAAACAAGUUUGAGCGCGUCUUGGGCGCGCCGUCAUUCGAGGCAGCAAUCACCUUCCCGACUCGACUUUCCCCUCAAGUUGCCUAUCAAGAUCCCAAUCACCCUCUUAUUUACCGAGGCGCGAAGCCACCUCGAUAUCACCAGGGCGCUAAAUCUUUGACAUACGUGUCUCUUGCAUGCGGGCUGCGGCUGGUGACCUGUCAACGUGUCGACUUUGGAAAGUCGACAUUAUUAUCUAUUCGCUGGCUGUACUUAAGGGAUCAAGUCGCAAAGAAAAACCCAUUCCUCCCACCAACUUCCAAACAAAUGGCCAACACCUCCCCCAUGGAAUUACCGGAAACAAUCGACUUCCCAACACCCCUCGGUUCUACCGUAAACCCUAAUUCUGAUCAAGAAGAAACUAUCCCUGACUCGACAAGCGAGGUUCAGGGGAAUGCAGACAGCAUCACCAAUAUGCGCCAAUAUGUUGAUCUAUAUGAGCAGGACUUUGCCCGUCCAGCCGUCAAGUUGGUUACCGAAACUCUUCGCCUCAAUGAUUCCCUCGCCGCAUACAUCACCACCCCUUUGAUUCUUGGCAUCACCCUCGCCUCCACAUUCUUUGUCUUUUUUACCUCUGUCGUAUGUCUUUGGGCAUUCGGAAAGUUGGCGGCUGGUGCCUUGUUCUUCGUCGUCAAAAUUUUUGUAACGCUUAUUUUCAAGCUAUUGAUGAUAACCGGCGUAUCGAUUCCCCUCGCGAUCGUCUCGACAACUCUAUUCAUAUCCAUAAAAAUCGUUAUCAACGUCAUUUUGUACGCCGCCGAUUGGGUUCGCAAAACACAAGGUCAUCCCAGAGGGGAUUGGUCUAGCAUCGCCACCCAGGCCUUCUCCGAUGUGAAGAGUCAGGUUCCGAACGUGCAAAACACAAUCAAAGUGCAUUCCUCUAUCGCUGCCCGGAAAUUUUUCCAGAUACCAUUCCGCAAGACGGGCUCACAAAUAAUCAGGCUGAUCACCAGCAUCCCUUGGAUGCAAAUGAUCCACGUGGUCCAAUCCUCGCUUCAAAUCCUCUUAUCGCUUAUUCAAAUCGCGUUCGCUAGCCUUCGAUUCGCUUUCGCCACCAUCCGAUUGGCGAUCCAAGGAUUAGCGAUGACCUUGUCCGCGGCGUUCUUCGCUUGUCAUAGCCUCAUUGUCGUUCUCAGCAACAGGGCUUCCACACCUCAGCCUAAAGCUAAAGCAGAAUAAGGGGAAGUACUCGCCGGCAAUGUACAAUAAAUAUUUUGGGUUAUAGCUUGUAACUGUUCUCUGAUUUAUGCGAUACCGCUCGGGAUGCUCGACUGUCGUGGAUUGAAUUGAUGCGCUGCUGUCGAGUAGUAGGAACAGCUUGGAAUAGAACAUUCAUUCUGGAU